GCAGGGCAGGCACCGCCAUUUCCCUCAGUGGUUGUAGUGCUUUAAAGCCAAGCAGCAGCAGCAGCAGCAGCAGUAGCAGGAAGAGGAGGAGGAGGAGCGGCGACGGAGCGGCGGAGGCAGGAGGAGACACGCAGGGAUCCGGUGUGCUAGAUCGGGAUGAGAGCUAGACAGAGACCCGGGUCGGAUGAGUCAGCGAGUGGUGCCUGCACCCCAUCUACCGCCACAUCCCUAUGAAAUCUGAAUUCACCCCAGCGGAGAAAGCGCACUUUUUUUCGGACGGGAUUGGCGGAACACCCGAGCGACAACAUUACAUUUUCUGUUGUUGUUGUUAUUACAUCGUUUCUCUUUAUUCCGCCCUCCCCUGGUCCUCGUUUGCCAUAGCCUAGUUUUGAUUUUUUUCUUCCUUUUUUUUUUUUUUUUUUUUUUUUUUAAUUUUUCCACAAAGGUGGGAAAAAGGGGGGUCCGGCUGCGGAGGUGGCGGCUGUUUUCACUUCAUUUCGAGCCACUUGAAGAAACCCAAACACGCCGCUGUUUUAUUGUUUCUUUUUUCUAAUUCUUUGUUGCAUCAAUAAACGAAGAUGUCGGGGCAGAGCAUUACGGACAGGAUAACUGCAGCCCAGCACAGUGUAACGGGAUCUGCCGUGUCGAAAACAGUAUGCAAGGCCACUACUCACGAAAUAAUGGGCCCGAAAAAGAAACAUUUGGACUAUUUGAUCCACUGCACCAAUGAGAUGAACGUGAACAUUCCCCAACUGGCUGACUCGCUGUUUGAGAGGACCACCAACACCAGCUGGGUGGUGGUUUUCAAGUCGCUUAUCUCCACACACCACCUCAUGGUCUAUGGCAACGAGCGUUUUGUCCAGUACUUGGCUUCAAGGAAUACACUAUUCAACCUCAGUAAUUUUUUGGACAAAAGUGGAUUACAAGGUUAUGACAUGUCCACAUUUAUCCGGAGGUACAGUCGAUACCUGAAUGAGAAAGCUGUUUCGUACAGACAGGUUGCCUUUGACUUCACCAAAGUUAAACGAGGAGUGGAUGGUGUGAUGAGGACCAUGAAUACAGAGAAGCUGCUGAAGACUAUCCCCAUUAUUCAGAACCAGAUGGAUGCCCUCCUCGAUUUCAAUGUCAAUGCCAAUGAGCUGACUAAUGGAGUCAUCAAUGCUGCCUUUAUGCUCCUCUUCAAAGAUUCGAUCCGGCUCUUUGCUGCUUAUAAUGAAGGCAUUAUCAACCUGCUUGAGAAAUACUUUGACAUGAAGAAGACUCAGUGUAAAGAAGGCCUGGACAUUUACAAGAAGUUCCUCACCCGAAUGACCCGGAUAUCAGAGUUCCUCAAAGUAGCAGAGCAGGUGGGCAUCGAUCGAGGAGACAUCCCAGACCUUUCUCAGUUGAAGGAAAAAACACUCUCUGUGGCUCCCAGUAGCCUCCUCGAAGCUCUGGAGCAGCACUUGGCCUCCUUAGAGGGCAAGAAGGUCAAAGACUCCACUGCAGCCAGCAGGGCCAGCACUCUGUCAAAUGCAGUCUCAUCUCUGGCAAGUACGGGGAUGUCUUUCACUAAAGUGGAUGAGCGGGAGAAACAGGCAGCUCUUGAGGAAGAACAGGCUCGUCUCAAAGCUCUGAAGGAGCAAAGGCUCAAGGAGCUCUCCAAGAGGCCCUCCUUCGCCACCACCGACACAUCACCGAUCUCCACCACCGGGGGCACCAUCAGCACAGCACCAGCCAUUGACCUCUUCUCCACACCCAGCUGCUCCAAUGGUGCUCUGAAGAUGGAGAGUGACCUGUUUGACCUGCAGUCGACCUUCCAGCCCUCCAUGCAGUCCGGCUCCACGGGGCUUCCAGUGGCAACAGCCUGGGCAGAUCCUUUCACCUCUGCUGAAGCUGGAGAUGAUUCCAUGCCAAACCUUAACCCUUUCCUCUCAAAACUCGUUGUCGAUGCCGCUCACUUACCUGUCGUGUCUUCAGACGGUGUUAGCUUUUCCUCUAGGACAUCCGGUCAUGAAAUGUUUGGUGAUCGUUACAAUCCCUUUAUUGACACAAACUCAUCCGUUUCAACCAAUUACAAACGCACAGUGCGGAUAGAACACUCCAUCUCAGACUCCUUCUGUGGUCCAGUGUCCAUUGCCCAGCACCUCCCACAUCAGGCUCCCUUCCACACUGAGCCCUCUUCUGUAGCAGGUCUAUUCAGAGGAUACUCAACGCCACAGGCUCCUCCGCAGCAGUCAGCAGGGGGACUCCAGGUGGACUUUGAGUCAGUUUUUGGAGCCAAAGCCACAGGCAGCAACAGCCUCAGUUCUGAUGAUAUUACUGGCGGCAUUCUGAAACCCACUCUGGCCGGAUCCAACCAGCCCUCCAAUCAGCAGCCAGAGAAGCUGGUGUCAGAUGACCUUGACUCCACCCUGGCCAACCUUGUGGGCAACCUUGGCAUCGGAAAUGGCACGGCGAAAAAUGACAUCCACUGGAGCCAGCCUGGGGAGAAGAGGCUGACCGGCGGAACCAACUGGCAACCCAAGGCAGCGCCAACCACAACCUGGAACCCUGUUUCCAUGCCCCCCUCAGUCAUGGCCUUCCCUGCCACCACACCCACAGGCAUGAUGGGAUAUGGCAUGCCUCCACAGAUGGGCUCCAUGGGGAUGAUGAAUCAACCCACCAUGAUGUACACCCAGCCAGUCAUGAGGCCACCCAACCCCUUUGGCUCUGUGUCCAGCGCUCAGCCCUCUGCAGCCUCUAGUCCUUCCAGCCAGAGUCCUCUCCGAGCCCCUGGACAGGACCCAUUUGCACAGCUCUCUCUCAAGGAUUUCUUGUAGAGCAUCUCUUUAGAUGCAGUUCAUGUAAUUUGAAGGAAGUGUCUCUCAGAAGAUGAAGCACUUAGCAGCAAAGCUUUGUCCUCGUUGCAGUCUAACUCUUCAGAGAAACAUUCACACGCCCCCAAAUACAGACAUGUCAAGAACACAAUGGUGCAAUGACUGUCAGAAACCAUGGUAACCAUGUCCAAAUGACGUUUGGCGAUAACUCACACCCAUUAUUCUGUAAUUUGUCCAAGAUAUCGAGUGAUGCUGCUGUCUAACCCCCUUAUAAGGAUUCCUCAUCCAUUUUACAGUAUAAUCUGUAAAGAUAGUUAUGGGUGCUGAGAAACUUUGAUAUUAUGUAUUUGGAAAUGCUGUGGUUGGAUGUAAAGGCUCGAUGUUCUGCUGGGAGGGGAGGGGAGGGGGAGAUGCGGGGAAAAGGAGGAGAGGAGUCCUUCCCUUUCUUGAUCCGAUCAUCAGUCAUCCAUUUCCUACAGUUAUUUAACUGUCACUAAGUAGUGAUGCUAAUGACGUUUACACCUGUUUAGUUUUUGUCUUUUUUACCGUGUUUACAGUAGACAUUCCUUGUGUGUUGUUUGUAUUUAUUUAUGAUUAUUGGUUUAAGAUUGGGGAAAAAAAAUAUUGUAAAAUCUACAGUACAUUGAACACCUGUGGGAGUGCUUCAGCAUUAAACAAGGAUCUCAGACUGUAUCAUUGAGAGGUAGAGUUAAAAAAAAUAGCUAUUAUAUAAAAUUACACCUAUUAAGCGGAAUGAUAGAGCACUAAAUAUUCUCCAAGUUUUGUGUUAAGAACAAUUUUUACUAGAUGAAAGAUUUCACAGUCUCCAUUGUACUUAAAGUGCAGGGGUUAGAGUAUGAGUCAGUUAUCAACCGUAUAUAGUCGAUUCUGUGCCUAGGGUUUUUGCAAUGGAACAGUUUUCUGUCUAGUUGAAAAAAAAAAAAAAAAAAAAAACACUUCAUCCACGAUUCUGAAGCAUCGCACUGGGUGAUGGGCUCCAUUUGCUUUAAGCUUGGCAUGCCAUUGACUCACUGACCGUAUUCAAGGCUGCCUUUACUCUGAAUGUGAACGAGUUGUCUUCAUGUUGCACACAUCUUUCCACACUAGCUGCCCCUCCUCAGUUCCUCACUGGGGUGUGACGAGAGGACAGUGUCUCUGGUUUGUCGGCUGUUGCUGCAGUUCUGGAAAAGGGUCACAGUGUCGAUGUAAAUUAAUUGUAUAAAGAUCCACAGGACCAGGGUGGAGUGGAGCACUGUUGAUCGGUGCUCUGUGUAUAUAAAAACUGACUGUUCGUUGAAAGUGAAAGAUGUAUGAAAUAUGAAAGCAAUUCAAUCAAAUUUGACUCUACCUAAGUUUGAUUCAGGAUAUUCUCUGCGUUUGUCUCACGCAGAUAUUUUCUUUAUGUAAUUAGAACGUGUAGCAGACAAUGAGGUCUUUUCUUUCUUUUUCAAAUAAAGAGCAGCUUCCACAAA
This is a messenger RNA of Myripristis murdjan (pinecone soldierfish), 4270 nucleotides long. RefSeq names its product phosphatidylinositol binding clathrin assembly protein b (gene picalmb). Lineage: Eukaryota; Metazoa; Chordata; Actinopteri; Holocentriformes; Holocentridae. The transcript has 24 exons. Gene Ontology annotation, molecular function: phosphatidylinositol-4,5-bisphosphate binding; 1-phosphatidylinositol binding; SNARE binding. The record is from RefSeq and is a predicted model, not a curated record. Gene Ontology annotation, biological process: clathrin-dependent endocytosis; clathrin coat assembly; synaptic vesicle budding from presynaptic endocytic zone membrane. Gene Ontology annotation, cellular component: clathrin-coated vesicle; extrinsic component of presynaptic endocytic zone membrane; synaptic vesicle. The coding region runs from base 579 to 2801 and encodes 740 amino acids.